Sitodiplosis mosellana (orange wheat blossom midge) is the source of this 967-nucleotide messenger RNA. Its product is annotated as trypsin-4-like. Gene Ontology annotation, molecular function: serine-type endopeptidase activity. Gene Ontology annotation, biological process: proteolysis. The transcript is spliced from 6 exons. The coding region runs from base 83 to 847 and encodes 254 amino acids. Lineage: Eukaryota; Metazoa; Arthropoda; Insecta; Diptera; Cecidomyiidae. The record is from RefSeq and is a predicted model, not a curated record.
UCCGAAUUCAAUUCAAGCAGCAAAUUCAAUUCAAACGCUACUGAUCUAGUUUGUGAAAGUCAAAACAAUCAAUCAAUUCAGAAUGUUCAAGUUUUUGGCGGUUGCAUUAGUGAUCGGAUUGGCAUCAGCCAGCCCUGUCGAUGAUCGACUAAUUGUUGGUGGUUUCGAGACGACCAUCGAAGAGCAACCCUGGCAAGUGUCGCUUCAAGUGAGAUCAUCACACAAUUGUGGUGGUUCAAUAAUUGGAAACGAGUGGGUAUUGACCGCGGCCCAUUGUGCUAGCAGCUCUGGAUCAUAUUCCGUCCGUGUUGGUUCGUCACGUCACGCCAGUGGUGGUUCAAUUAUUAAAGUGAAAAAAGUUUACCAACAUGAAAAGUACAACCCCAGUAUCACGGAUUUCGAUUUCUCGCUGUUGGAACUGGCUGAACCAUUGACAUUUGGCAAUGCAAUCAAAUCAAUCGCCCUACCAAACGAAGAUAUUAAAAUUGCCGAUGGUAUCGAUGCACUGGUUUCAGGAUGGGGCGCAACACACAACUCAAGUGAAUCGAAUGCAGUACUCCGUGCCGCUUAUGUUCCAAUCGCCAAUCAAGAGUAUUGUGACGAACAAUACAGAAAAAGCUCAGGCCGACCGAUUACCGAUCAAAUGAUCUGCGCUGGUUAUGAACAAGGUGGAAAAGAUUCAUGUCAAGGUGACUCGGGUGGCCCACUAUCGAUCGAAAAUGAUGGCGCUCGCGUUGUGAUUGGAGUAGUGAGUUGGGGCAGAGGUUGUGCCCAACCAAGCUAUCCUGGAGUCUAUGGCCGUGUUAGUUCCGUUAGACCAUGGAUCAGAAGUAUAUCUGGAAUUUAAUCACUUAAUCGUAGUUCAUCUAAGCAAAUCUUCUUUGAAUGUAACUGAUUUCAAUGUAAAAUUGUAAUUUCUUCUUCUUCUUCAAUAAAUACCAAUCCAAGCAAGCACAUACGAUUCUAU